AUGCUCCCACAACUCCAAUCUCCGACUGCUGCCCGAUCUAUCUAUGGCAGCUUUCAAUACGUGUCAUCAAUGACCUCCGGCGUGGCUUCAAUCCAUGGUCGCCGCCUUUUCGGUGCGGCCCUCUAUCGUCGGUUCUCCUUCGGUCGUCGUUGCGUUUCCAGCGUGGCCCUCGACUGUGACUCCUCUACAUGGAUCCCCUUUGUUCGCUGCCAUCCGACGGCCAAAUGCAAAGGGAAGGCCCGUCGUCGCUCUGUGACUCCGAACCUUGCCCACUUUACAUUACCUAUGAGCCAAACUCAACAGCAACAUUUAUGUCUCUUUGGCGACUUGGGUCCAGGAUCGCCGAUGAUAAAGCAAAACGAUGACAUGAUCUAUAUUGGUGGACAUGAUGGUGAUGAGAAGUUUGGGACUUUUCAAGAAUUGAAUGUUUGUAUAAUGCUUGAUGAAGCUGUUGCAAAACAAUCCAUUGUAUAUACAGAGCUUCACAGAGGCCGAUGA
Molecule: messenger RNA, 498 nt
Organism: Vicia faba (fava bean)
Lineage: Eukaryota; Viridiplantae; Streptophyta; Magnoliopsida; Fabales; Fabaceae
Source: the annotation of a GenBank genome assembly